Messenger RNA from Ostreococcus tauri, 732 nucleotides. Its product is annotated as DNA-binding domain. Gene Ontology annotation, biological process: regulation of DNA-templated transcription. NCBI's taxonomy places the organism in Eukaryota, Viridiplantae, Chlorophyta, Mamiellophyceae, Mamiellales, Bathycoccaceae. The transcript has a single exon. The coding region runs from base 1 to 732 and encodes 243 amino acids. Gene Ontology annotation, molecular function: DNA-binding transcription factor activity; DNA binding. The record is from RefSeq and is a predicted model, not a curated record.
AUGGCGAUGGAGAUAUUUGACUUUGAUUGCGAUUGCGACUGGGGCACAGAGCUGGCAGGCGACGAGGAGACUGUGCCCGAACAGCUCCGGCAUCGUCACAGUAAGGACCGCGCAGUGAUGAUGAAAAAGAAGGCACAAAUUGCUCCGAAGGGUAGCAGUCGCUCAUCAAAAUGGAAGGGCGUGACAAAACACAAGAUAACUUCGCGAUGGGAGGCGCAUCUGUGGGACGCCACCUUCGAGCGACGCAAAUCGAGUAAAUCUGGACGCCAACGUGGUCGUCAAGUUUACCUUGGUGGAUGGCAGUCAGAACUGGAUGCUGCCCGCGCGUACGAUUUGGCCUCGCUCCGUUACUUUGGAACGAGAUCACCGCUGAACUUUCCUCGCGAAAACUACGCCGAUGAGCUUAAAAUAAUGCAAGAAUAUACGUGUGCUGACUGGGUUGCGGAGAUACGGCGGAAGAGCUCUGGCUUCAGCCGUGGCCGCUCUCGGUUCCGAGGCGUGACGUCUCACAAGGGGAAGAACUCGAAAGGCAAGUGGGAAGCUCGCAUUGGAAGAGUCAUGGGAAAUAAGUACUUGUACCUAGGGACUUUUCCAUCUGAGCGAGCGGCCGCCGAAGCUUACGAUUUGGCGGCUCUUCGCUUUCGCGAUUCGAAGGCUGUGACGAACUUUGAUCGAUCAAACUAUUCAGAGGAAGACAUCAAAAACGCCGCGAACGAUGCGAAGAUUGUUUGA